Molecule: messenger RNA, 908 nt
Organism: Raphanus sativus (radish)
Lineage: Eukaryota; Viridiplantae; Streptophyta; Magnoliopsida; Brassicales; Brassicaceae
Exons: 2
Coding region: 69-728 (219 amino acids)
Biological process (GO): regulation of gene expression
Cellular component (GO): peroxisome
Molecular function (GO): RNA nuclease activity
Source: RefSeq, a predicted model, not a curated record
GCGGGUAGCAGUGUAAAUAAACAAGGCUCCGAUUUGAUAACACAGAUCGCUAACCCUAAAUUAACAAAAUGUCAGAACAGCCGUUGAAUGACGAAAUCAAAACCCUUAUCCUGAACGAUGAGUUGGACGAAGAAACCAUCCCUACACCUUUGGUGAUAAACAAAGACUGUGAGACAGUCGUCUGUUGGGACGUGGAUGAUUACCCGGUUCCUAACGAUGUCGAUCUCGAUUCGCUUCGUAGCGAUAUAGAAUCAAAUCUUCGGAAACUGGGCUGUGGGGAAGUGACUAUUGUGGCUUACGUUUACAAGAAUACGUUUUCGGAUGAGCUGGAACGUAAAUUUAUUGAUGCCCAAAUCUAUGUCGAUUUCUUCCCCGAGGGGGAUGACGAAGCGAGAAUCACUUGGAUGUUAGUGGACAUUGUUUGUUUCCCAGUGUUAACUCCUGAAUCAAAUGUUGUUGUACUCUCAAAACACCUUAAUGAAGAGGCUGUCGAUGCUUUGGAAUUCUUUUAUGGUCAAGGCACUGGUGUUCUCUUACCCAAGACCGAACCUGGUUGGCUUGUUCCUGAUGAAAAUUCAGCCUUGUUUUUGACAAACCUAUUUGAACAACGUAUUGACGAUAAGAAGCCGCAGAGAGAUGGUAAUGGUACCCUUGCAAUCUCUGUCAAUGACUCUGUCAGCGACAACCUCUGUGCGCGCCUCCAAAGGGAGGCCAAUGUAUCUUCUUGAGGCUUUGUUCCGUCUUUGAACAGCUGUUACAUUUGGGUUUGUUGACAUGAAAGUUUUGAACAUAUAUAUUACUCCUUUGUUUUUCUUCUUAUCUAAACCCUGUGCCAAAGGGACUUCAAUGCAUAUUCUUGAAGUUUUAUGUCAACUGUUUCGACUCUAUUUCUGUCUAUGAAAAGCUGU